UUAGCAUUACGGAAAAAUAAUAAUAAAUUAUAUAAUAGUUUGAAAAAAAAAAAAAAAUGAAAAUAAACACGAAGGUGAAUUGAUAAGGUUUCUGAGGAAAGUGGAAAACUCGUUAAAAACAUAUGACCUUGCAUGGCUAAAAGAAUUCACAAGUUCGUAUUUAUAUUUUUUUUUAUUUUUUAUUUACGUAAAUUGGUAUAAAUAAAGAGAGGGGGUAAAUUAUAAUAAUAACGAUACAACGCUAUUAUUUUUUUUAUCUAUUUUGUCAAGUAAAAGUGGGAAUUCAUAUAAAGGGGUUGCACAUAAGUUGACAGUUUCAUUGUGCUUCUUCACAUUUUAUUUUGGCGUUUUCUAAAGUAAUCAUGAAGCGUCUAUCUAUUAUAGUUGCAAUUGCAUUUGCAUCAAUAUUUAUAUUUGAUCAAGCUAGCGGAGGACCAGUUUCAAAACGUGAUGCUGAUAAAUCUAUGAUGGACAGUAUUAAAGAUAUGUUAUCUGGUAUACCAGGGAUUGGAGGUAUGUUGGCUGAUGGUGUGCAAAAAAUGCAAGAUGUGUAUAACAAAAUACAAGAGUUGACAAAUGGUGCUUUUGGCAGAGUAUUGGGUGGUGCAUUACCUUGUACAGCCUAUCUUGAUGAAGGUAUUAAAUGUUCUGGAGUAUCAACAAAGAGUAGUUGGACAGAUAUAACGAGAUCGCUUUUGGACCCAAUUCCGCCACUUAUGAUUCCUGGAUUUGUAAAAUCAUUAAUAUAUAUGAUGAUGGAUUCUAUGGCCGCGCCAAUGAUGGAUGUCCUGUUUGGGGGUGUCAAGAAACAAUAAUAUUUAUCAAUACCUUGAAAAAAAAAACAUUAUUGCAAAUAACUUGCUAAAUUAAUAUUGAAAAAAAAAAAAAAAUGUUUGUUUUAUUUAAUAAUUAUUACCUAUUGAUAUUUAUAUUAUAAGAUAUUAUUAUUUAUGUCGUUGAUGUGUGUCUUUAUUUUUUGUGUAAUAUAUAAAUGAAUAAUAACUAUUUCAUCAUUUAAUUGAUUAAUUAUGUAUUUUGAAUAUUUAUUAUAAACAUACCCUAUUUAUAAAAACAUAAAAUAAUUAUAAUAUUAAUAUAAAUUAAUAAUUAAAAUAAUGUAUUUUGUUUGUUUAAUAUUAUAAUUUAUAAGAAAUGUUUCAAUGUUGAAUACAAAAUUAAAUAAUAAUAAUAUAUAAAAUUUUAAAACUAAAUAAAAAAAUAAGAUACAAUUAAA
This is a messenger RNA of Aphidius gifuensis, 1234 nucleotides long. RefSeq lists its product as uncharacterized. Bases 363 to 815 code for a protein of 150 amino acids. The record is from RefSeq and is a predicted model, not a curated record. The transcript is spliced from 2 exons. NCBI's taxonomy places the organism in Eukaryota, Metazoa, Arthropoda, Insecta, Hymenoptera, Braconidae.